GUUUUUCCAACAUGAUACUAGCUACGGCAGAGAUCACUAUUUUGCUUUAAACCACUUGCACUUGCAACCGGGCGGAGAAGUCGACCAGAGGGACUGAAGACCGUCUUCGCAGCGCUCAUUUGCAUUUCGCUCCUUGCCCCACAAACAUCUACAAACAUCCUGGUUCGACCACUACUCAGUACAACGAGAGGCACCUCCACCAGAAAAAUUCGAACAACCUCCACACUCGCUGGUUCCAAAUCCAUCACGGGUGUUUGAGGCGGCUUCGUUCAUCUUGUACAAGGUCUUAGUCGCGGCACACCAGCAGAACUACAUCUAUCAAGAGCAAACCCCGAAGAUGUCCGAGGAACCAGAGAACCCCAAUCCCGAGGACGGCGAGCUGAACGACGAGGAGGAGGAGGAGGAGCAGGAGUACGAAAGAGACCCGCUCGAGCAGGUUUGGGCGUAUGGGCUAAACGAUGCGAUAAAGAUCCAGGAGGAAAACAUAGCGGCCAAAUCCGGGAACUUCUUCGAGGAUUUUUUGAACUGCUGCGAGGAAUUUAGGCUCAUUCCGCAUCCGGCAAUGUCAAAAGAGAAAUUCGCGAACAGCAUUGUCUGCAAGGGGCUCUUGCUGGAUCUGUGCUCCGUGAAGAUCAUGCGGUACAGUGAGUUUGGAAAUGACAAAAAAUAUUGCCGGCUGCUUUCUGUUUUGACAUUUCAGAACAUCGAAGCAUUUCCUGGUGUAAGUAUGUUUUUUUGUCAAGCCCACACUUUCUUAUCACAAAAAAAAAUCAACAGGCACCUCCUCCCAACGUCCCAAACCGUUGAGCAUCUGAAGUUCACAAAUUGCCGUCUCGAUGCGGAGAUGGUCGGAUUGUUAACAGACGCGUUGGCGGAAGAGCGAACAACAGUAAAAACGCUAGUCCUGGACUGGAACAAAGUCGAGGUAUACAUAUCGCUUUGCGCUGGUCAACAUCUUCCGUUCCUCUGCGCCUUUUGCUUAAGACCCUCUGCAGCCUGACUGCUAUGUAUGAGAAGAAACAUGGGACACCCAUUAAAUCGAAAAAUCAACUUGAUGACAUUACAAACAGCUCCCCCUCAGCAUACCCGACGACGUGACGGAGAUUCCGAGGCUAGAGCAUCUAGAAAUCCAGCGACUCUCCGACCAGGGAAAACGGGACGCGCAACUGUGGAUCGAGCUGGUGUUGGAGUCCACCGAUAUGCCGAGCAUGAGGCACGUGGUCGAACGGCUAAAGAGGGAGCAGUGGGCACCCUCUGCUAGUAGGAGGGAUUUGCGCAGGUGCGACUUAGCGAAUGACAGGAUCGACUACCCGCAGUUUUGCUACCACUUCGGGGCCAGGAUAGGGGUAAGAAAGAUUUCACUUCUUCAUGACGCGUUUGUCAUUCUUCAUCUUCAUUUUGUACUAGCCGCAAGGCAACUCCAACUUUUGCAUCCCGCGAGGAGACGCGCUCUCUCGUUACCAUGAAAAUGUUGUUUGUGGGUGGGAAUACAAACUUCACAAAAACGCAUUCCACCCAGGUCCCGAUGCGCGACGACCUUUUUCAACGCGCGUUUGACUACUUCGACGGCCCGGCGUUUGGCGGAGGGCAGGGCAGUUUCAAACUCGACAUUGUCGAGAAGGGCAGUGAACAGAUCCCAAUAAUAACCGCUACCGACUUCCCCCCUGCGCCACCAGCAGAAGAGGCCGCCGAGGGCGGCGCAGAGCCGGUAGAGGAGGCAAGAGACGCAGUCGGGGCAGUAUGGCACAAGCUGAUAAACUCGAGUUUUGUGGAAAGUUUAUCAGCGAGGUGUAGCGGGCUGUCACGGUAUUGCUGUUUGGUUGUAGUGUCUUGUCAUAUUCCUGAUCGAUCGUGGCGACCCGGGCGCACUGAGUGCGCCCGGGUCGCAACUACGUUCUCUGAUGAACAUAAUGGGGAAGGCGCGUAGCGUUAUUGUUUGAUAAUGAUUUGUCCUCUCGUGAAUCUAAAUCAGGUUGGAAGCCCCAGCACUAGGUGAGGCCCUGCGCGGGCAAAAUUUCCUGCGGCAACUGAAUCUCUACGGCAACAACCUGUCGGACCGGAGUAUGGCAGUCUUUGCGCCCUGUUUCGCGGAGAAUAGCUCCCUAGAAUUCCUCGGUUUGGGGAACAACAGCAUAACGGAUGCGGGGAUGCAGUCCUUGUGCGAGUAUAUUGAUUCUAGUCUUAGUGCUCACGACGGUUUUUUCCAUAAUUCGCCACAUUCUACGAAAAUGGUUUGCCUGUCAUUUAUGGUGCGUUUUUUACUGAUCUGAACUACAUGGCACGAAAAAAUUUUGAAGUUGAAGCCCCUCCAAUACGAAACACCAAUCGACUUGCAGCUACCUCGGCGCUACGAUAAUUGAGGACAAGGCUCCCGCGGACGAACGAAUAGCCGCGCAGUCUGCCAGUAGUCUACCGGCGGCGAGCAAAGAUGGAGCGGGGAACGAGAGGUAUCUGCGGGAAGCGGUGCAUGUCGACCAAGUAAUAGAAAUACCACCGCCUGGGCCUGACGAGAACACGCCGACGAGAUACUACUGGUAGGAAAUGUGUUUUGUGGAAGAUUGAGGUGCAUACAUUCCAACGACUAUUCUUCUUGAUGUCAUGGUCUUUUAUUUCGACGAACCCACACAUGUUCACGCUGUACUGAACGAUGCGCACAAGUACGUGCUAGAAAAUUAAUCAAGUAUCGCUGCAGGUUCCGCAACAAGACCCUGAAACACCUGAACCUUUCGUCGAACCGGAUAAAGAACGUAGAACAGACGAAAGAGCUUCUUUCCCUGGGCAACCCCACCGCGGUGAUAGUGCUGAAGGGUAAUCCCGUCGUUGUGGAACUGCAAGCCGAGCAGUACGUGAGCCCCUCGCCCAUACCGCCGGUGGAAGACGGGGAGUUACCCACCACCGGAUGGCAGGUAGACUACGGGCAAAUCGUCGCGCCCGCACCGGCUUCACCGCCACCGGAGGAGAGAGUGUAGCUGCGCUCGGGCUUCAUUUUCGUGGUGGACAAGAUGCAAUAAAACCGAAUUCAUGAAGGAUAGAGUGUCCAUACUCGUCUGAAAAAGAAUAUCCUAGUUUUUAAGCCAGUUUCAACAAAAAGGCCGAGGUCGAAGUUUACGUUUCGCACGAAGAAGCUUCUCGUUUCGCACAGUGAAGAUUGAAUAGAACCCAAAAGAAUAGACGAGCGAUGAUACGCUUCGUUUCGCAGCUCGAACCUGCUGGAUCAUGUAGGAUUGUACCAAAGAAGAAAAGGAAUGCACUAAUCAAAGCAACACAUUGCGCAAGAGUGGAC
Messenger RNA from Amoebophrya sp. A120, 3283 nucleotides. The record is from the annotation of a GenBank genome assembly. NCBI's taxonomy places the organism in Eukaryota, Dinophyceae, Syndiniales, Amoebophryaceae.